Cynocephalus volans (Philippine flying lemur) is the source of this 7145-nucleotide messenger RNA. It is a transcript of the gene ZNF398, whose product is annotated as zinc finger protein 398. The record is from RefSeq and is a predicted model, not a curated record. Gene Ontology annotation, molecular function: DNA-binding transcription repressor activity, RNA polymerase II-specific. The coding region runs from base 270 to 2207 and encodes 645 amino acids. Gene Ontology annotation, biological process: regulation of DNA-templated transcription. NCBI's taxonomy places the organism in Eukaryota, Metazoa, Chordata, Mammalia, Dermoptera, Cynocephalidae. The transcript has 6 exons.
GCCCACCGAGCGCCAGCCGAGGGGCCGCUGCGAGCCGAGUGUGGCGGAGCCUGCCUCGCCCCCCCCAGCUCGACCCGUCGGCCGCCUGCCCCGCGAAUCUGUUGCGUCCCCGAGCGCCCCGGGACCCGACGGCCGCACGAACGUCGUCCGUGAGGGGAAGGCAGGGCCAGCCGGCGCCACCUGCGGAGAGGACCGGGCGGCCGGGCCUGCGUGGGGCUGCGCGGGGCGGCGGCUGCGACUCCGGGGCCCGGGCCGGACAGCGCAGGGCCAUGGCCGAGGCGGCCCCGGCGCCGACUUCUGAAUGGGACUCCGAGUGCCUUACAUCCCUGCAGCCUCUUCCUCUUCCUACACCCCCAGCAGCAAAUGAGGCACACCUGCACACAGCAGCCAUCUCCCUGUGGACGGUGGUGGCCGCUGUGCAGGCUAUAGAGAGGAAGGUGGAGGUCCACAGCCGGCGACUGCUACACUUAGAAGGCCGGACAGGGACAGCAGAGAAGAAGCUAGCCAGCUGUGAAAAGACAGUGACCGAACUUGGGAACCAGCUGGAGGGCAAGUGGGCUGUGCUGGGGACCCUGCUGCAGGAGUAUGGGCUGCUGCAGAGGCGGCUGGAAAACUUGGAGAACCUGCUGCGCAACAGGAACUUCUGGAUCCUGCGGCUCCCUCCUGGUAUUAAAGGAGAUAUCCCAAAGGUGCCUGUGGCAUUUGAUGAUGUCUCCAUCUACUUUUCCACUCCAGAGUGGGAAAAAUUAGAAGAAUGGCAAAAGGAACUUUACAAGAAUAUCAUGAAGGGCAACUACGAGUCUCUGAUCUCCAUGGAUUAUGCCAUGAAUCAACCUGAUGUCUUAUCUCAGAUUCAACGAGAAGGAGAACAUAAUACAGAGAACCAGGCAGCACAACAGGAAAGUGAGAUUUCUACAGAUCCCAGUGAAGAGCCUGGUAUUUCAACAUCAGAUAUUCUGUCUUGGAUUAAACAAGAGGAAGAGCCUCAAGUUGGGGUCCCACAGGAGUCCAAGGAGAGUGAUAUAUACAAAAGCACCUAUGCUGAUGAAGAGCUUGUUAUCAAAGCUGAAGGCCUUGCUAGAGCCUCAUUGUGUCCUGAGGUUCCAGUCACCUUCUCAUCUCCAACAACAGCAGCAGCAGCAGCAAAGAACGCUUUUUCAGAUGUGGCUUUCAAGAGCCAGCAGUCUGCAUCCAUGACACCUUUUGGACGUCCAGCCACUGACCUGCCUGAAGCCUCUGAGGGACAAGUGACUCUUACUCAGUUGGGUAGCUACCCACUUCCACCUCCAGUUGGGGAGCAAGUGUUCUCAUGCCACCACUGUGGCAAGAGCCUCAGCCAAGACGUGUUGCUUACCCACCAAUGUAGCCACGCAGGUGAACACCCCAUACCCUGUACCCAGUGUCCUAAGCACUUUCCUCCACAGGCCAACCUCAGCAGCACCUCCCAGGACCAUGCCAGUGAGACACCCCCCACCUGCCCCCACUGUGCCAGGACUUUUACUCACCCGUCAAGACUCACCUACCAUCUGCGGGUUCAUAACAGCACUGAGCGCCCUUUCCCCUGUCCUGACUGUCCCAAGCGCUUUGCCGACCAGGCUCGACUCACCAGCCACCGGCGAGCUCAUGCAAGCGAGAGGCCCUUCCGCUGUUCCCAGUGCGGCAGGAGCUUCAGCCUGAAGAUCAGCCUCCUGCUCCACCAGCGGGGGCAUGCGCAGGAGCGGCCUUUCUCCUGCCCUCAGUGUGGCAUCGACUUCAACGGCCACUCAGCCCUCAUCCGCCACCAGAUGAUCCACACAGGCGAGCGUCCUUACCCAUGCACGGACUGCAGUAAGAGCUUCAUGCGCAAGGAGCACCUGCUGAACCACCGGCGGCUGCACACGGGCGAGCGGCCCUUCAGCUGCCCGCACUGUGGCAAGAGCUUCAUCCGCAAGCACCACCUCAUGAAACACCAGCGCAUCCACACCGGGGAGCGGCCCUACCCCUGCUCUUUCUGCGGCAGAAGCUUCCGCUACAAACAGACGCUCAAGGACCACCUGCGUUCGGGCCACAAUGGAGGCUGUGGGAGUGAUAGUGACCCAUCCAGACAGCCACCUGACCCACCAGGCCCCCUCUUAACUGGGCUCCAAACUUCUGGUUUAGGUGUUAACACUGAAGGUCUAGAGAACAACCAGUGGUAUGGGGAAGGGAGUGGAGGGGGAGUUUUGUAAAUCUCUGGCCUCAUAUCUAUCUGUACCUACAGCAGGGCAGAACAUCCAAGAGAAAGCCCACGAGCUCCUCUGCCCCCCAGUAAUAACUGUGUGGCACGUCAGUGAAUUCGAGGUCCUAUGCACUUGACUAAAGACAUGCUUGUGUUUCAGAACUUAACGACAUUAUAAGAAUACCACAUUUUGAAGCCCAGAAAGAACUGGAAAGGAGCCCAGCAUCCCCAUCUUUUUGCUGGUACUACGAAAGCACAGGUUAUAUAUUGCAGAGAGGUUGAAAAGCAAGAUUUGACCUUCAGUUAUCCUGUUAUCACAGGAUAAUGGAUUGUUUAUAGAUUGUGUCUCUAGGUAGACACGGGUACGUGGGAAGAGUCUCCAAAGCUUGAAGCCCAUCAUGAGGCAUGAGAAUGUUUAACUAAAGCCUUUCAUUAAUUCUUUGAUAGGUAAGAUGGUUGUUGAAAGUGCUUAUGCCACUGUUUACGUUACUGCCGCCUCUUUCGAAUCCAGCUGAGAUCUGUUCACACGCUUAUGUAGCUGCCUUUCCCUGAAACAUGAUAACUUAAGACUGCCUUCCUUGGUUUCUAGAUUGAUUCUUCUAAUACAUUUUGUUUAAUAUUGGGUGAAUAAGAAAUCUGGGAGAACAGGUCUUAACUUUUACUAGCUUGAUUUGAAGUGUUCAGGCUCUUACUGGCAUUUAAACUGCCAGGAGCCUUUGCCAAGGUCCUGGUUUAAAAAUUGGGAGCAGUAUUCUUAUCCCCAGCUUUGAAAGCUAGAGAUUCUAGAGAAACAGCUGGCAUAACAAUGACAGAACUGCCUAAAAUUUGUGUCUGAACCAUGUUUUUACAGUCAUUUACGUAUAAUUCUUCCUUAUCUUUUCCAAGCCAGUAAGCUGGCUUUUCCAUUCCUGAUGUCUGCUAUUCUUGACAAUUGUCAGCAACACUUUCCAUGGCAUUAUGGAGUUGCAGAAAGUGCCAGUGAGCUCUUGGCUGUCAUUUCCUCAGUAGUGAGAUGUUGACAGUGUUCUCGUGCAGCUUUCUUGAGCCCUCAGAGUGUAUGCUCACCCCAUCUGGCUGUACCCAUUGGCAAUGGACAGAUCACUGAGAGCUAAGCACCAUGCAUAGUCAGACAGCCUGUUUCUGCUUCUUUUGCUUUUAGGGACUUUGGCUACCAUGUGUUCUUUUCUUGGAGUCACUCAAUCACCUGGGAGCAUCUGAGCCUGGUUCUUCUCCUAAGUGUCUUUGCAACUGGGUAUAAGUUCCUUUUCCUUUACAGAUCUCAAAUUUCCAUCUGCAAAAUGAGGCCGUUGAAAGGAAAAAUCUGAGCCUCUAGAAAUUAAAAAGGAAAAAAAAUGUUGUGAUACAUUUCUUCUCCUGCCAAAAUCCUGUCUGUUGUGGGCUUCUGUCCAGGCAAAACUAAAUAAGACAGCAAAAUCAAAGCAGAGAAAUUCUUGCUGAAACUUGACUGAAAUCAGCUUGAUUUGUUGUUUUACGCUUGCUUGGAGCAUGAGGUAGAAGUCAGAGAAUGCAGAAGCCCUACAUCUUGGGCAGAAAAGUUGUUUGUUCCUGCAUUCUUUGGGGACAUUUGCUUGAUCAACUGAUAAGGAAAGGACCCAAUUUUCCUUAUCGUCUAGCCCAAUCUUUACUCUGCCUGAUUAUGCAUGACUACACUAGGAAAAGGCAUUAGCCUAGCUAGCUUUGCUCCUGGGAAGGCACUGUCUGAACAUGCUGCUCUUGAGGAUAAUCACAUUUAUAGAAUAUCUGCUCCAUGACAUUCACAAUACCAGGGACCAUGGGAGACAUAAGAAAUGUGUGUGAGACUUAGUCUGUUGUCAUGACUUACAGUCUGUAGAUGAAAAAGCCCAAGGGCAUAGACCAAGGCAUGAUGGGCAGAACCCCAGCAUAUUGACAUUAGGAGCUUUCUGGCCAAAAUCUGGACCCGUGCCAUGGGAAAAUUUGGGGCUUCUGGCUUCAUUGGUGACCCUCCAGGAACCUGAGUAUGAGAUUCAGCUCUGGUUUGUACCUUGAUUUCCCCAAUGAAAAAGAAGUGUCGGGCCGGCCCGUGGCUCACUCGGGAGAGUGCGGUGCUGAUAACACCAAGGCCCCGGGUUCGGAUCCCAUAUACGGAUGGCUGGUUCGCUCACUGGGUGAGCGUGGUGCUGACCACACCAAGUCAAGGGUUAUAAGAUCCCCUUACCGGUCAUCUUUUAAAAAAAAAAAAAGAAGUGUCAAAGUACUAUCUUUAGUUGGUGAGCUCCCUUUUCUGGAUGGAUUCAAGCAUUUACCAGGUUGUGCUGGAGAACAGAUUUCUAUACAAGGUGUAAUGUGGGACUAGAUAACAUCUGAAAUUCUAUUUUACUCAGAGAUUUACCGAGGACACAGAGCUUUUUAAUAAAAGCAACCUGUGGAUUAAAAUGCUGCAGAUAAAUCCCAUAGUCCCUUCUGCAAGGAACUGUAGCCAGCAGGGACCUAAACUUUGGCAAAAAAGUGAACACAGUUCAGUACCAAUGAAGCAAAAGCUGUAAAGCUGAGUGAAAAAUGUGUAAGGCCACUCCAGAAAGAUAGAAGUAGGUGUUACCCUUGUCCUCAGCCCUAGUGAGAGGAGAGUCCAGCUAUUGCACAUUCUGUUCUCCAUUACCUCUGCCAAUUUCCUAACAGGUAGGACUCAGGUCAGCUCUAAAGAGAGUUGUUUGCUUAAGAUUCAAAAAUGGAUAAGUAAAAUGGAUCAAAGGAAAAGAUAAAGUCCAACAGAAAGGCUUCAGUGUGUGGAAAAGAAACUGCCCGUCAUGUGCUCGUGAGAGAAAUCAUGCAUUUAUCUGCGGUUAAAGAAGUACCGGAGGACUGGUCGUCAUGACCAGACAAGAUAGGAGAGAGGAAACCCCAGAAAUGUGCUCUUCUCUGUUUGCUCUCUGGAUAGGCAUCACCUGCUUGGAGUGGAUCCAAGUAUUGACUAUACCCAGAUUCACUUUUUGCUUAAUAGGUUCUUAAUUGUCACCACUGGAUGGACGUCUGGUUCAGUCACAGAUGUGAAAAUAAAUGGAAGUUGAUUGUCUAGAAAGUGAAAGAAAAAAAAAGCUGAUCCUUUUCUGCUGGAUGUUUGAUAUUGGAAAUAACUGCACCCUCACUAGUGCGGCACUCUAUAGAACCUGCCUCUCCAUUAAUAAAGUCUGUAGAGUUCUGCAGACUCUAGAACUGUUGGGGGGCUCUGCUUGGUUUCUUUUGGGAGCAUUUUUGAGAGGUGGGUGUCCAUGCCUGUCUCAACCAGGACCAGACCCUGUGGCUUGUUAGGCAAUAACCAGUGUUCACUGUCUCAGUCCACAAAAGCCUCAUUGAUUAAAAAAAAAAAAAAAGAACCGAGUUCCUUUAUUUAUUCAUUCCAAAUGGGAUGGAAAUCCCUUUUCUGCUCAGAUUUCCUCUGAGGAGGGGCAGGACAUCCCUACCCCCACCCUUCAUGUCUUAACUUCUUAGACAACAAAUCCAUCCUCAGCAGCUGCCUGAGGACUGCUCAGUAGCAAUGAGUAAAGCAAGUCUUCCUCUCAGAAAACACUCAUAUGCAAGGACCUCUGAUGUCAUCAGAUAUGUCUGCUGUGUGUGCUUGAUAGAUACUUCUGACCCUUUUCUCUUCACUCUGGUUAUCUGUAGCAAAGAGAUGGUCCCUUCUCGCAAGGUUUAUACCCAGAGGCCAUUUGUUUUGGCAAGUUUCAGGCUCUCACAAGCAUUUAGAUACUCAAAUUAGGUCAAAUGGGUGGGAGGAUAGGGUGGGGACAAGAAGUGCCUAGGGCCUAAACAUCAUGUGGGUUAGUACAAUUUAAUGGUUAAGAGCAAACACUCUGGAGUCAGACCUGGAUUCAAGUCCUGACAUCAUCAUAAACAAUGUAACUCAUACUAUUUAACCAUCUUGAUCCUUAGUUUCCUUACCUGUAAAAUAUGGAUAAUGAUACCUAUGUCUCAGAGGUGUUAAGGCUUAAGAGAAAACCUAGGUAAAGUGUUUCUUUCGCACAGAGCCCCAUACAUAGAAGGUGUUCAGUAUGGUAGCUAUCAGGAGAUUUUACAGGACCUUUAAGAGAGGGGGGUCAUAAGGCUGGGCUACAUUUGAAGUGAAAUGUGUCAAGAUCGGAGGCUGCUCUGCAGAAGCACAUGAUCGCUGGAUGUCUCAGCUUUUUGCCCGUCAUUUCCUUUUGCCUCGAUUUCGCCUGUUCUUUCUAUCUUUUCUGUUCCUCCCAGUUCCCAUAAGUUUCUAUGUGCCAUGACACCAUGUGGCUCUGAUUCUCUUGGUUUGUCUUAGUUGAGACUGUACAGUGGGGAAUCUGGUCCAGCUCCUCUUUCUAUACUAGGCCAUAGAGGUUUCCAGCCAACGCUUGGAUUGGACUCCCUUGGGUUACAUACUCAUCCUGGUUCAUCAGCUGGAGUUAGGAGUGAAGCUCGUAUGGUUCCUGCACCAGCAUCUGUGGGCCUGGUAGAGCCAUUGGGAGUGGGGAAACAGUGGGGCAGUGUGGCAUUUGUGGUACUACCAGCAUAGAGAGGAUCUCUGUUGAGCUUGUAUCAUGGUUCCUUGAAAGACUUCUACUUUAUAAGCACUAUCAUAGGCCGGAGUGUAUCAUCCCUUGCAUAAAGGACCUGGAGCUGCUAUUUAUGUAUCUGGCAAAAGGAGUCAUCUGUCACUUUCCAGGGUGUUAUUCUUCCUGUUCUGGCUCUGCUCCAGUUACUUUAAUUCUGGCCACAAUCAUCUGUAUAAAUACACACACACAUAUACAGUGACUUUUGUCAACUUGGCCAAUUCAACUGGCUCUUCAAAACAAAACAAUUAUUUCACUGGUAAGACCAACGACCCAUUAAAGGCAGAUAGAUACAGCCCGAAUGAGAGAAGCCUCAAAUGCAGUGAGCUGUAAUGUUCUCAAAGAUCGCCAGGUCACAUUUCAAAUAAAAUAUCUGAUAAAACCUCAUUGAA